AUGUCUAUGUUCAAGGAGGAGUACACCAAGUACGCCUCAGGGCAUGUCCUCUACAACACUAAGGUCUACAGUCCCGAGCAGCCAUGCAGCUCGGGACCCUGGAUAAUCUACAUCCACGGCGGUGCCUGGCGCGACCCGGAAAUCCUUGCAUCUUCCUUUGACACGACCGUCUCGCACCUCCUAGACGACACGCCCGGCACGCCCACCGCCAUCGCCGGCUUGGCCUCCAUCGACUACCGCCUCACCCGGUACCACAGUUUCCCGCAGGACCCGGCUACCACGGACCCGCAAGAGCUCCGCGACGCCACGCACCCAGACCACGUGCAUGAUGUACUGCGUGCACUGGCGCACCUGCAGCGCACCUACGGCUUCGGCGAGCGCUACGUGCUGGUUGGGCAUAGCUGCGGCGCCACAUUAGCGCUGCAGACGGUGAUGCAGCGCGUGGAGGGGGCGGCGGACCGAGCGGGCUACGACGUGACGCCGCCGCGCGCGAUCGUGGGCGUGUCCGGGAUCUACGACCUGCGGCUGCUGCGCGACGCGCACCAGCAUCCGGCGUACCAAGAGUUUCUGGAGGCAGCGUUUGGGAAGGACGAGGGGGUAUGGGACGGGGUGUCGCCGGGCCGCGUGGGCGAGGGAGGGAUUGUGGAUGGGUGGAGGGCGGGGAGGUUGUUGGUACUGGCGACGUCGGGCGCGGAUGAGCUGGUUGAUCCGCUGCAGGCUCAGGCGAUGGCGGAGAUGGGGCAGCGGUGGAAGGAGGCAGGUGGGAAUGAAGGGUCGAGGCAGGUGGUCGUGAUUGAGGAUUUGAAGGAGUCUCAUGAUGGGAUUUGGAGGAGUGGUGAGUUGGCGGGCGUUAUCAUGAAGGCGUUAGAGGGUCUGCGGCGGAUAGAGGCGUGUGAUUGA
This is a messenger RNA of Ophidiomyces ophidiicola, 900 nucleotides long. RefSeq names its product Kynurenine formamidase (gene BNA7). The transcript is spliced from 2 exons. Gene Ontology annotation, molecular function: arylformamidase activity. The record is from RefSeq and is a predicted model, not a curated record. The coding region runs from base 1 to 900 and encodes 299 amino acids. Lineage: Eukaryota; Fungi; Ascomycota; Eurotiomycetes; Onygenales; Onygenaceae.